UAUGAUAACUGAUUCACGCUAUGAAAGUAUACUCCAAGUUCAGAGUAAAGUGGAAGAAUAUGGCACUGGUGUGAUUAUGACUGGUUCAGGCAGCUCUUUUAUAACAUCUAAUAUCGUAACACUUUCAUUUGAGGACUCACCAUCAGUGUUUAUGCCUGGAAUGAUGUACGACGGAAUGAUUAAAGUGACCGGCCCAAACUCCGUUCCUCUGGAAAAUAAAACAGUACUUCUGGAGAUAGGUUAUGCUAAUAUUAAAAACAUACUCAAAAAGCUGAUUACAGAUGACCAAGGAAUUGCAAAAUUUUCCCUCGAUACUGAACAGUGGGGUCAGGAGCAAGUCUCCUUGAAGGCUCAGUAUGAAAAACCUGAAAAACCAGAGGUAUAUGGGGAAAAUCAGCUCCAACCAUACUAUUCCACAGCCUACCUCUGGCUUCAGCCUUUCUACUCCAAGAGUCAGAGUUUUAUUAAACUGAGCAGCAACUCAACACCUUUCAGCUGUGAUAAAGAUGCUGUGAUUGAAGCUCAAUACUUGAUACAUAACAAAGCACUUAAACCAGAAGAGAAGACCAUAUCCUUCUUCUACAUGGUGAUGUCCAGAGGACAUUUGGUUCAGCAUGGACAGAUCUCUGAGCACCUGCAAUCAAAAGAAGAGCAAAAGGGCAUACUGUUUCUGUCACUGAAGAACGUGGAAAAGUUGUCCCCAGUAGCUCAGGUGGUCAUAUAUGCAAUCCUUUCCAGUGGUGAGGCCAUGGCAGACAGCAUGAACUUCCCCAUUCAGCUGUGUUUGGCUAACAAGGUGUUUCUGAAUUUCUCACAUUCUUCGGAGCUUCCUGGUGGUCAGAUAUCACUGAUGCUGAGGGCUGCUCCGGGAUCACUGUGUUCAGUGAGGGCCAUAGAUGAGAGUCUGUUACUGCUGCAACCAGAGAAGGAGUUCAACAUUGAAUCUGUGUUCAGCAUGCUGCCUGUUGCGACAUUAUCAGGAUAUCCAUACCAGAUCAUUGAUGAGGAUUCAAACAACUGCAGGAGGAAUAUUGGUCCACGAGUGCCAAGUUUUUUUUAUUUUCCAGUAUACGGAAAAAUCGAUGUGUACAACACCUUUAAAGAUAUUGGAAUCAAGAUCCUCACCAAUGCCAUGGUCAAGAAACCUGUUUUUUGUUUUCCUAGUGUGUCUUAUAUACUUGGUGAGGAACCACCACUACUCAGAGAAAUUUCGUCAGCGCCCUUGAGUUCGUCAAGUUCGUCAAUUGAACCAGUCGUUACAAUCCGCAAAUAUUUCCCCGAGACGUGGAUUUGGGAUCUCGUUCCAGUCCGUCAGUCUGGAGUGAUGACCGUUAAUAAAACAGUCCCAGACUCCAUCACUACAUGGCAGGCUGGCUCAUUUUGUACAUCACCUGUUGGAUUCGGAGUCGCCCUGAAUACUAAGCUCACUGCCUUCCAGCCUUUCUUUGUAAGCCUUACCAUGCCGAGCUAUGUAAUCCGAGGAGAAGUGUUCACACUCAAAGCCACUGUCUUCAACUACCUCCAAAGCUGUAUGAUGGUGAAGGUGAUGUUGGCUGACUUGAAACAGUUCUCAGUGCAAGUGAGUGAAGAACACAAUUACACAAGCUGUCUAUGUGCUGACGAAAGCUGGACCGUCUCCUGGACCAUCACACCGUUGGUUCUGGGGGAGGUGAGCAUCAAUGUGACAGCAGAGGCCGUGCAAUCAUCGACUCAGUGUGGGAAGAGUGAAGUUACUGUACCACAGAAAGGACGCAUCGACACAGUCAUUAAAACACUGCUAGUGAAGGCUGAGGGAACCAAACAAUAUAAAAGCUACAAUGAACUUCUCUGUCCAGUAGAUGAUGUCAUUGAGAGUACAGUCUCACUGACCCUGCCUGCAGUCUUCGUGAAUGGUUCAGCCAUGGCCUCAGUCUCUGUGUUGGGAGAUCUGAUGGGCCGAGCUCUAAAGAACCUGGCGAGUCUCCUGGCUAUGCCGUAUGGCUGUGGAGAGCAGAAUAUGCUGCUUUUUGCUCCCAACAUCUUCAUCCUGCAGUACUUGGAGAGCACCAACCAGCUCACGCCCGCAAUCAGGGCCACAGCAGAGACCUACCUUGUGACUGGAUAUCAGAGAGAGCUGCUCUACAAACACACUGAUGGAUCAUACAGUGCUUUUGGGAUGAGCGAUGCAUCAGGCAACACAUGGCUGACGGCGUUCGUGAUGAAAUCUUUUGGACAUGCAAAGCAAUACAUCUAUAUAGAUCAGGUGUAUGUGGAUGAGGCAAAGACCUGGCUCGGUGAACAGCAGAAGAAAAACGGAUGCUUUGCCUCAGUGGGAAAACUCUUCCAUCGUAACAUGCAGGGAGGAGUGAAUGAUGAGUUGACCCUCUCAGCGUACAUUGUGGCUGCAAUGCUGGAACUCAACUAUACCUUCACUGACCCUGUGGUGGACAAGGGUCUGGGGUGCCUGAGGAAUGCACACACUGAGGUGAACUCCACCUACGCCAAGGCUCUCCUGUUAUACACCUUCACUCUUGCUGGAGAUAACGGAAUAAGGAGCACACUCAUUGAAGACCUGAAUGAAGAGGCCAUAGUCUCAGGGGGCGGGAGACAUUGGAGCUUAGUGAAUGGUGGGUCAGUGACAAUGUCUUUGGACGUGGAGAUGACUUCAUAUGUGCUUCUGGCUCUGAUGUCUGGACCCGAGAUGCCUGGGUUUGAUCUGGGUUACAGUGCCAGCAUCGUCCAAUGGCUUUCUCGGCAGCAGAACCCCUUUGGGGGCUUUGUGUCUACACAGGAUACUGUCGUGGCUCUCCAGGCUCUGGCGAAAUACAGUACCGCCACCUACAGUCCAGAAGGAGACAUUACUGUUACUAUAACAUCACCAUCAGAGGUGAUUACAUUUACCGUCACUCGGAGUAACAGGCUGCUGUAUCAGGAGAGUCAGCUGCAGGAGGUUCCUGGAGAUUACAAAAUCAAAGCAGAAGGGAAAGGCUGUGUGUACGUGCAGUUCAGUUUGAGCUACAACAUCCCUCCUCCUCCCGACCGCUCAUCAUUCAGCAUCUCGGCCUCAGCAUCUGGAAACUGCAGGGUCCAAAAUCUCUCUCUGAAUGUGACCAUUACUGUCAUGUAUAACGGUGAACAAUCGGAGACCGACAUGGUGAUCAUCCAAGUCAGGCUUCUUUCUGGAUUCAGUCUGAACGAGACAUCUGUGAAGCUUGUGAACGGCAAUUCAAAUUCGACUGAUGGAUCUGUGAAACGUGUGGAUCAAGAUGAUGAUGAAGUCAAUAUCUACCUGGAUGGACUGAGUAAAGGGCAGGAGAUGGUGUACACCCUGAUGAUUGUGCAGGUCUUUACAGUGGAGAACCUGAAACCAGCCAUUGUGAAGAUUUAUGACUACUACGAGCCUAGUGACAAUGCUGCAACCGAAUACACCUCACCAUGUACUUAAUACAGAAAAUGUGUGCUGUUGUCUGUGAUCUCGUUUCCCUUUGACUUUU
Neoarius graeffei (lesser salmon catfish) is the source of this 3473-nucleotide messenger RNA. Its product is annotated as alpha-2-macroglobulin-like protein 1. The coding region runs from base 2 to 3424 and encodes 1140 amino acids. The transcript is spliced from 27 exons. Gene Ontology annotation, cellular component: extracellular region. The record is from RefSeq and is a predicted model, not a curated record. Lineage: Eukaryota; Metazoa; Chordata; Actinopteri; Siluriformes; Ariidae. Gene Ontology annotation, molecular function: endopeptidase inhibitor activity.